UGUCAUUAUGGCCUAUAUUGACCUCGGAUGAUACCACAGCCAACACACUGAGACGGUGCAGAUGGCAGACUUCAGCCCAAAUCGUGAACUUCUCAACCCCAAGUUCGAAGGCUACAAACUGCAGGUGAUCUCCCCGGGGAUAGCUCGACAUGGCCUGCCAUACAAGCCCACCCAAGUAACCACCUCUGGCAGAUCACCGCUUUCGCUGCAAGAAGUCCAAAGCAGAAUCACCCACAACCAUCUCGUUCUUUCUCCUGCACCUGGAAGAGCGCUCUACAUCGAUGCUGAUCAUCGGGUAGUCGUUGUUGACAUAGACCCCACUGAUAUAACCAAAUCUCCUAGGUUCGAUGUCGUCUACGAGCUCCCUGUCGCAAUUUCUACCGCCCAAACGCAAUCAGAGACUAUACACCGCGAGUAUCCUUCUGCCGCAUUCCUGGCAGACGAUACCGCUUUCGUGGGUGAUGGGCGUGGAAGUCUGUACAUCCUCAGUAUCCCUGCACGCGGCCCUGCCACGCUCGUAUCCUCAUUCGAGCUCUUCGACAGAGAGGCUACAUCCCUUCCACUACCCUUCCGAAUCCACAGCGUCGCACGGGUAUCGGACGGGACAGUUGUUGCUUUGCUGUCGUCCAGGCACUAUGACACGGAAGUUCUUUCCUCCCUCACACAGGAAACAGCUGCCACAUCUUCACCACACCUCCGACAUCUUCACCACCACCACUCGUCCGAAUUCGACGUAUGGGCUGCACGCUUUACCUUUCCGCUCAACAUGAUGCAGGUCGACUCGGGUACACUUGACAUCGUCUGGCGCAGACGUGGGGAAGACGUGCCUAUGCUCGCUGUUUACGAUGCGUCCCGCAGCGCUUAUGCCCUUAUCGGCAGUUCGACGUACCGUGAGAUCGGCGCUCCACACACGCCAGCCUACGAGCCUUCUCCUGACGAGAUCGCACCGAUCCCUCGGGCGGGCGAGGAUCUGGAUGCCAGCGACAACACGACACUCCCAAAACCCUAUCCCUAUUCGUGGACGCAGACCGCUGAUGUCGUGACGGUAGCAUUUCCGCUCCCCUCGUCAACUCCGAAAUCCAGUAUCUCUGUUCUCUUCUCACCUACCACGUUGACGGUGCACGUGAAAGGCGUACCAGGAAACAUCGACAUCGAGGGGGUAUGGCUACCGCACUACUCUGCCAAGCAGCUGUGGGACCGUGUGCGCCCCUCCACUAGCUUCUGGACAUGGGACCGCGAGGGAGAACACAAGUUUGGAAUCUUGAGCGUGCAUCUCGACAAAAUGACCGAAGGUCAGAAAUGGAUGCACGUGUUCGCUGCAGCCGGUACUCGUACCAGUACACCGAGGGAGGCCGCAAGCGAAGGGUAUGAUGAUAUGGACGUUCCGGAAACGCUCGAUCCGUCUGAACUCUACCUCGUCCGUGAGGCACUCGAGAAAUACACGGAAGCACUCAGGACAGGUGAGGACGCUAGCGGACUCGGACUCGGCCGCGGCGUCCCCUCGUUAGCACAGGGCGAGAUGGAUGACGAGGUCGACGAUUCAGUCGGACGCCUCGCCUCUUUUACGUGGGUCUCAGAGGACGGGUCUACGCCGCCCUGGUGGAAGAGGAAAGACAGUAGCACAUCACCCUUCAACCUCCUCUCUACGACCUUCCCUGGCACAGACGCUAAAUUAGUAGCCAGCCUGGUGGUCAAGAAUUCGAUUGAUGGGUUAUUGUACGCCGCGGAUGGAGUACAAAGUGGCGGCGGCGACACCAUCGCCCCCGAGUGGAAACACACAGGCACAUUCCCUGCGCUGGCGUUCGUGCUGGCAUCGAAGCGCGACACACGGUUCUCAUACCACACGCAAAAUGCUAUCUUCGCAUUCGAGAAUGGAUCCGUUGAUCGCGGCGGAAACGUGUACAUCUAUCGACGCUCAUCACCGAACCAGCUGUGGGCCAAGCAAAGCGUCCUCAAGGUUGGUGAUGGCAACGCUGGAUCGCUCCUCGGCGUCUGCGCGCUCAAAAGUAACAACAAAUCCGAUUCCACGACCAUCGUUUGCUUAUGCGAGAAUCAAUUGGUAGUUUUGUACGACAUCUUUUAAGAAGGGUGAAACAAGGAUAGUUCAGUUGUUACAACCAGUUAAGGGAGUAAAUGUAUGAUACUGAAGUUCCGGUGAUCAUCACAUACGAUUGGGGAAUCGUGAACCAGGCUACAGAUGGGGAAAAAACGAAAAACUUAGAGGCAGCUCCUGUGCACCGCAAGGAUUGGUGGCGACCAA
Messenger RNA from Pisolithus orientalis, 2260 nucleotides. RefSeq lists its product as uncharacterized. The coding region runs from base 62 to 2083 and encodes 673 amino acids. The transcript is spliced from 2 exons. Lineage: Eukaryota; Fungi; Basidiomycota; Agaricomycetes; Boletales; Pisolithaceae. The record is from RefSeq and is a predicted model, not a curated record.